Fusarium falciforme is the source of this 2313-nucleotide messenger RNA. RefSeq lists its product as hypothetical. The coding region runs from base 1 to 2313 and encodes 770 amino acids. The transcript is spliced from 4 exons. The record is from RefSeq and is a predicted model, not a curated record. NCBI's taxonomy places the organism in Eukaryota, Fungi, Ascomycota, Sordariomycetes, Hypocreales, Nectriaceae. Gene Ontology annotation, molecular function: 5'-3' DNA helicase activity.
AUGGUUGCUAAUUUCAUGAUAGUGGAGCGCAAGAAUGCCGGGUUACAGGUUCCAAAGGUCACCAACGUGCGAAGAAUCCGAAUCAAGUUUCCCCGUGGCCGCAUCACGUACUCUGUCGACCCUCUGGAUGACGAGAUGCAAGAGUUAUUCCCUGGCGCCACACGACUACUGUUCCUCAUCCAGGUAUCUCUUCGAGAUGGGAGUGAGGUCACAGUAGAAGGGUACGGCCUCCCCUUUGCCAAUCCUGGCCACCCUGGCGAGGGAUGGCUCAACAAGCCGAGGCCUAUUGUCGGCGGCAAGACUCUGAUCGACAUAAUCGAGCCGUAUCACUUUACUUUUGUGGUUCACAAGCCUUGUGAUGUGUUGCGCCGUGAUUGGCACGAGGACCAAAUGCCGCCACCAUUCUGUUACCCGUACGGGAUGGUGCACGAUUGGGACAUCAAGCGUUUCGACGACCUUAUUUGCAGGAACAAAGGGCACCAAUUUUGGCCCGCCUGGAACUGGGUUGCUCUUCGAUUCUGCCCAAACCUCAAUGACACUAAGCGCAAGGCAGAUGCUGUCUGCAGUCUGCAAAGCGGCCGACCACCCUCCAACUCGCUGACCCUGGAUGCACCCGAGCUGGACAACUACCCAGCAGGCAAAUAUACAGCAGCCGACGAACUCGAGUUUCGCAUGAGUCUUCAGCGGGCACUAGUCCUUGGAUCGGGCUUUUGGCCAGUGUUGCAAGCAUUCAAGGCAGCCCCUCUCUCGUCACCCAAGGUCAUUGAAGGACUUGAGGCUAGUACGACAAAGUUGCGCCUUGACGAGUCUGUACCGGUCACUCUGCCUUGCGUUCCAGAGGUGAAUCUACUGAAAAUUCAAGAUGCGGCCUUGACGGACGCUUUAAUGAUGGAGGUUCUUCCGACAGACCGUGCCUGUUUCCGCCAAUAUUUCUCCAAGAGGGCCUUGGGCCUUGGCCUCAUGACAGCGGGUCCAGGUUUUGGACAGACAACAGCGCUCUCUGCCGCAACCCUUGGCAUGGUAGAAACUCUUGGGCCUAUUUUCGCGAGCGCCCCGACACACGUUACUGUUAAUACCUUUGCCACCCGACUUUACGCUGUCAGUUCAAGCGCGACUGAGCGAUACAACAAGGGAAAGCGAGAGAAAUAUCGUAUUCUGCGCAAGCUCAUUGUACGGGGUUACAAUAAGGAGGAGUACGAGGCCUUCCAACGCCUGCUGCAACACCCCGAUGGUGCCGAUGACGCAGGUUCCAACCCCUGGAAAAGACCAGGAGCGUGGAGCCUGCAUCUGUCGAGAGCAUUUUGGCUGCUAGGGUGUCUACGAUCACCAGCGGCUCCCAGCAUUCAUCGCGAUGACAGCCUUACUAUUCGUCAGCUCCAAAACGAGCUCGACAAAGACGACAAGUUGGAAAGGCUCCGUGGCACUGCCUCUGGCGCAAUCAGCAGGGAGGAGUAUAUCAGGGGCAAGAUGGUCAACAAGAACAUCAUUGAAGGUCUCUUCAACCGAAUCUUGGAGGUUGCAGACAUUGUCUGCGCAACCCCGGCCCAGUCUUGCGGAAAGUUCUAUCGCGAAUGGAAAAACACAAAGGCAAAGGGCUUCGCCAUUGAUGAGGCUGUCAACAUGACUCGUCCCGACCUGUACUCGCUGCGGGGAAAUAGCAUGAUGCCUUGUGUUUUGGCAGGUGAUGAAAAGCAGCUUCCCCCAGCUGUCAUCACCCUUGACGAGAAAGACGGACAAGGCAACGUUAUCAACCGUCUUGGCCGUGACGCCAAGAUAUCGCCGCUUGAGAUGGCAAAGGGCCUCUUUGAUCUUUCCAAGCAAUUUGCCUACCCCGACGCCAACUGCACCUAUGGCCCAGGGUGCAGAAUUGAGCUCGAAACCCACCGUGUCGGUCGGGAUAUAGAGGCUUUCGCCUUUGUCAAAUAUCCCGAGCUGAACGCCGCUCCAACUGGUUCCCUCCAACCCAUCUUUAUCCACUGCGAGAAUUCGCAUUGCCAUAUCGGCCCCAUUACAAAGACCAAGGGUAACCGAGAUCAAGUCAUUGUCGCGCUCGACUUCAUUUUGGAUUUCGUCUCGAGCACUUCUGGCAGAGUUCAUCCCUCCCAGAUUGCCAUUAUAACCCCGUACGCAGCUAAUGUGGAUGUUAUCGAGGGCAUUCGAAAGGGCCCCGCGUACGCUACUCUCGCUUCCACGAAGCCGGCCAAGACCAUUUCCUCUUUCAGGGCCAAGAGAGUGAAAUCGUCGUCGCCAUCAUGGCCACAACGAAGCAAGCGGGACCCGGUAUGGCAACGGAUCAACAUUACCUCAACGUAA